Messenger RNA from Fusarium sp. VM40, 1068 nucleotides. NCBI's taxonomy places the organism in Eukaryota, Fungi, Ascomycota, Sordariomycetes, Hypocreales, Nectriaceae. The record is from the annotation of a GenBank genome assembly.
AUGUCGUUCACAACAACAGUCACUGCUGCACCUCCGCCCGGACAACCAGACAUUGUAUACGCCCCAAACUAUGAAAAAUACCAAGAAAGGACAGCCAAACGACUCAAAGAGGGCAACCUGCCUACGUCUGUACCAGAUGGAUUUCCCGCGCAACUAACAGGUGAUCUCGUCUGGGAGGGUGAUUCGGUCGGCAACACUUACGACUGGACGUACAAACUAUCUCCAGAACAGCUUGACGAGAUUGACCAAGCGCUGCAACAUUUCAAAGGUCUUGGUCUCCCACUUGGACAAAUCUCCGCAGAAACAUUCCCUCUACCAAACCUCCAUCCAGAGCUACGCAAGUUAUCCGAUGAGCUGCACAAGGGCCACGGAUUCUUCGUCAUCCGCGGGGUAGACGUGGACAGGUACACCCGCGAAGAGAACAUCAUCAUCUACGUUGGCGUCUCCGCACACAUCGCGGGGAAGAGGGGUCGUCAAGACAGUAAAUUCAACGGCAACCCCGCCGACGUCGUCCUCAGCCACGUCAAGGACCUCAGCUCCGGACAGCAGAACGGUGUGAUCGGCAGUCCGGCUUAUACCACCGACAGACAGGUCUUCCACACAGACACGGGCGAUAUCGUGUCGUUGUUUUGUCUGCAGACGGCGUCGGAGGGUGGUGCGAGUAGGAUUGCAAGCACGUGGCGUGUGUACAAUGAGCUGGCGAAGAACAGACCUGAUCUGAUCCAUACCCUAUCGCAGAACUGGGACGUUGAAAACUUCGCCAACUCAAGCAGCAAAAGAUAUACCACGCGACCACUUCUCUAUCACCAAAAAGCCACCGACUCACAACCCGAGCGAGUAGCCCUCCAAUAUGCCCGUCGCUACUUUGUUGGCUUCGGUGCACUUCCCCGAAGCCACGACAUCCCACCUAUCUCAGAAGCCCAAGCCGAAGCCCUCGACGCACUUCACUUCCUCGGUGAUCAACUGAGUGUUUCGACGAAUUUCGCAAAGGGCGAUAUGCAGUACAUCAACAACCUUGCUGUUUUCCACGCGCGGGACGGCUUUACUGACUCUCCGACGCGAAAGUAA